Molecule: messenger RNA, 5586 nt
Organism: Brienomyrus brachyistius
Lineage: Eukaryota; Metazoa; Chordata; Actinopteri; Osteoglossiformes; Mormyridae
Gene: rap1gapa
Product: RAP1 GTPase activating protein a
Exons: 24
Coding region: 177-2531 (784 amino acids)
Biological process (GO): activation of GTPase activity; regulation of small GTPase mediated signal transduction
Cellular component (GO): cytoplasm
Molecular function (GO): GTPase activator activity
Source: RefSeq, a predicted model, not a curated record
GAGUAGAUGAGCAAGCAGGCGAGAGAGAGAGAGAGAGAGAGAGAGAGACACACACGUGUUUGUCCAUCCGUUCACUCACUUCAACCGGGUGCCAGUUUAAGGGAGAAGUGAGAGGCACUGGGCUGGAGACUGGACCAGAGGGGUGGCAGAGGCCGAGCACCCAGCUUUCAGCCAGCAUGCCGCAGAGGAAACGCAGCUUCACUUUCGGAGCCUAUGGAGGGGUUGACAAGACCUUCUCCAGGGCCAGGAGUUUAUGGAAACAGGAUGGAGGGGAUCGUGUCUCAAGCACACUAGCACCAGCUUCCUUCCAGUCCCCGCCUCCGCUGACCACUCUGCCGUUUGCGAAGACCACAGAAUUAUUUGAAAUGAUUGAGAAAGUGCAGAGCAACAGAAUGGAUGAGCAGAGGUACACCUUCCCUCCACCUCUUAAGACAGAAGAAGACUACAUCCCUUACCCCAGCGUCCACGAGGUGCUGGACCGCAAAAGCCCAUUCCCACUGAUCCUGCUGCCGCAGUUUGGCGGCUACUGGAUUGAGGGCACCAAUCAUGAGCUGAGCUAUGCCGCUGACCCAGAGCAGGUGGUGUCGCCCACGUCUCGCAUUAAGCUGGAGUGCAACACCAUGGCCGUCAUAUACAGGAAACACUUCCUGGGAAAGGAGCACUUCAAUUACUACUCAGUGGACAGUGUUCUCGGACACCUGGUCUUCUCGGUGAAGUACGACGUGAUCGGAGACCAGGAGCACCUCCGCCUCUUACUACGCACCAAGAUGAAAACCUAUCAUGAUGUGAUACCAAUAUCCUGCCUGACUGAGUUCCCCAAUGUUAUCCAGAUGGCCAAGCUCGCCUGUGAGGAGGUGAAUGUGGACCGUUUUUUCCCCGUGCUCUACCCAAAGGCUUCAAGGCUCAUUGUCACAUUUGACGAACACGUGAUCAGCAACAACUUCAAAUUUGGCGUCAUCUACCAAAAAUUUGGACAGACCACGGAGGAGGAGCUCUUCGGGAACAAUGUUGAGAGCACAGCCUUCGCAGAGUUUCUCGACUUCCUUGGCCAGAAGAUUGAGCUGCAUGAUUUUAAAGGGUUUCGAGGGGGGCUGGAUGUGACCCACGGGCAGACUGGCACAGAAUCCAUCUACCACAACUUCCGCAAUAACGAGAUCAUGUUUCACGUGUCGACUAAGCUGCCCUACACAGAGGGAGACACUCAGCAGCUGCAGAGGAAGAGACACAUAGGAAACGACAUUGUGGCCAUUGUGUUCCAAGAGGAGAACACCCCCUUUGUACCGGACAUGAUUGCAUCCAAUUUCCUACACGCCUACGUAGUGGUGCAGGUGGAAAAUCCAAGUUCAGACAAUGUCCUGUACAAGGUGUCCGUCACUGCGCGUGACGAUGUCCCCUUCUUUGGGCCAGCACUCCCUGACCCUGCUGUGUUUAGGAAGGGUCCAGAAUUUCACGAGUUUCUCUUGACAAAGCUCAUCAAUGCAGAAUACGCCUGUUACAAAGCUGAGAAGUUUGCCAAACUGGAGGAGCGUACGCGGACCGCCCUCCUGGAGACUCUCUAUGAGGAGCUACACAUCAACAGUCAGGCCAUGAUGGGCCUCGGGGCUGAGGAGGACAAGCUGGAGAACGGGGCUGGAGGAGGAGGGGGCUUCUUCGGGUCCUUCAAGCGGGUGAUCCGCAGCAGGAGCCAGUCCAUGGACGCCAUGGGGCUCAGUAGCCAUGGGGCUCACAGGAAACCACACACGGUCUCAACUAGUCACAGCGGCAGCUUUACCCACAAUCCUCCAGAGACACCCAAAACCCCAGGGAUCUCGUUGAUAAUCCCUGGGAAGAGCCCCACCAGGAAGAAAUCUGCCUCCUUCAACACUCGCCGGAGCAGCGCCAUUGGGAUCGAGAACAUCCAGGAGGUGCAGGAGGGAAGGAGAGAAUGCUCCCCUGGCACGCAGAAGACGCCCGACAGCGGCCACGCUUCACAGGACCCCAAAUCGGAGAACUCGUCGGAUCAGAGCUCACCCGAGGUGCCGACGACGAAGAACAGGGCCCCCUCCAUCCCCGAGGGCAAUGACCUGUCGCGCUCCUCGUCCAAUGCCAGCAGCUUUGCCAGCGUGGUGGAGGAGAACGAGACUGAGGCCACGGAGGAUUACGACACCGGCCUGGAGAGCCUCUCCUCAGCAGGGACACCUCACAAGCGGGAUUCCUUCACCUACAGCACUUGGCUGGAGGACAGUGUGAACAGUCCCUUUAACACCAGCAGGGGUGGCUCUCCAGCACCUGCCAGGGUUCCUGAGCCGUCCAGAACGGAGAUCCGCAUUAAACUGGAGCGUCCGCAGGAACAGAAGCCAGCACCGAUCUAUCACAGGAGGCACCGUGUCCAGGAGAUGAGGUGCUCCUCAGGCAAGGAGGUGGAAGAGGAGAAAGGAGGAGAAGGAGGAGUGGCUGAUGCACCGGGCGUCGUCCUUUUAACUUCCGCUCUAUUCACACACACACGUGACGGCGGCCACCUGGGGGGCCGUGCAAAAUGGAUCAGCGUGUGACGGAAAUAAGGGACCACAGGAAUGUCACGCUCUCGUGUCACAGUCACUUGCAUGUUCGUUUGUUUGUUCAUUCGUGACUUUCGCUAUAACGAGGUUCCCCGAUGCUGGUCCUGGGAACAUGGUUAGCGGAUUCCCUUCCUCAAACUGACCUACCAAACCUGGAAAACAGCUGGUGAGCUGAAUAAGGUGUUUUUGAGCAGGGAAAUCUGCAGAGUGUGUUGCAGGCUGGGCCCCCCAGGACUGGAACUGAGGAAACUCGCACAAUAUAAGCUUUAUCCAAGUUUUAUAGCAACAAAUGUUCCUCAUACAUUUUAGUCCCUCCCACCCGCGUCAGGCAACAUCAAGGAAGCUCACUAGCAAAUACAGUGGGCAGCUUUUUAAAAUGUAUUUAUUUAUAUGGUUCCACUGUGAAUUUGCUUUCAAAAGCGACAGGCCGACAGAUCUAGAACGCCAUAUGCAUAACGUAAAAGUGUACAAGACAAAAGUAAUUAAGCUGAACUUUGUCUAGAGGUGAGACAUGCGCUCACUUUAAUGACAAAGACAUUCGAGGGCAGAGUGUAAUUUACUUGCGACCGUUUUGAGUCUGUUGCGUGAACAGGGAGCAUCUUAAUUACACCGUAUCACAGACAGCAAUUUUGUUGAUACUGUUAGCAUAAAAUUAUACAUAGAACCGAACGGCGUUUUAUUUCCCCUUAUACGUAAACAAAUUUUAAAAGUGUUUUUAUUUUAGUAUGUUUCACUUUAAUUUUCGCCAUCAUCAUAAUCGUCGUAGAAAUGAGAACAAUCUCGUUGCUGAAUCAGCUCAGCGUUGUACGUUGUAGCCGCAUGUAUCAUUUUGGGAAAGAUGGAGGCUUUUGAUCAUAAAUUAUCGUGCUCCCCUGUGUUUCCCCAGUCAGCAGUAAAUCUCAGUAACCCCCCCCCCCCCCCCCCCCCAAAAAAAAAAAAAACGAAACCAUACUUUGUUAGUAAUAUAACCCUUCACCAGCUGCGGCUGGCCGUGUUUAGGGAGAGCAUCCAUGUUUGUUCAUUCGUGUAUUUAUUUUAACCAAGCUGCUUAUUGUAAAUAAUGAUCAGCAGUGUCCACAUGAGGCAUUAAUUUACGUUACGGUGGAUAUUUGCUGCCCGAUGGACCAAAAACCAUCGCUUUUCUCCUCAAAUCCAUUAUGUGGGGGAAAUGCUGUGGAGGAGACCAACGUAACGCAUAAAUCAUAAGAAACAAGUCAGUCAGCAGACUGCUGCUGACUGCUGAAUUGCUUAUACAUCCUUGCAAUGGAAUCGUAGUUAAAUGUUUAGUGCAACAGUAAUUUGCCAAAGUUAAACAACUCUUAAAGCAGUUGUACAUUAAUAUUUUACAACAAAUCCGCAUAAAUAUUUUUUGAUUCUCUGGGGAUUAUACUUUCCCUUAAGCGACCUUCCAUCUCUGUACUACAGCGAGCUUCUCCGUUUCUCGAUCUCGGCUCUAACGCUUUGCACACUGAGGCCUCCUGAGACACCGGAUAAAACUCUCUUCCCAACAUUUUUUCAGUCAGACGUAGCCUUGCGUUUUAUACACAUAACAUGACGUGAUUUGUGUGUACUGAGCUGGCCUUGAGCGUUCAUUAAUUUAAACCAGUAAAUAAUAUGGCAUUGAAAUGAAAGACCAGAGAAUUAUGAUCUAUAUACUGUGUUGUAUCUGUAUAACUAUAUUUAAGAAAAAUACUGUGCACUUGUUUUAUUUGUGUAUUUAAAGAUGUACGUAUAUAGUCUGUGUUUGUGACCGAUUUGUUACUUUCCAUAAGCGGCUGCCUUCAGUCCUGUGUAGUUAUUGUGCACUCAGGCUAAACCCCCAGCGACCUUUGGCUAAAACCGUCACUGUUCCUUGUAUAACUCGUACUAAACAGUUAAUUGCACCAGUUAAUUACAUUCAUUACAGGUCUUUCUUGGCUUGUAUUUGUCUGCUCAGCCUUGAUUUAUGGGUUGUUGGUUUAAUACUGUACAACAACAGAUGUCUCUUGUUUGUUGUUAAUGCGUAACCCUCUUUGAACGUUUCAUUCCUUUUUACACUGUGCAGUUAUAUAUAAAUAUGAAAAUGACUAUCGUACCUUUAAAGCAUGUGGUGAUGUAAGAUGCCUUGUACGUGACGGCCAGGAAUGGAGCCCUGAGAUCAGAGUGAAUGUAGAAGUGAAGUAGUGCUUCAGGCAUCUUCUGUUAGGAGAAGCAGAACCUCUAUGCAUUAUCUGGCCCGAAGACCAGCGUUGGUCAGUGCUCAUGUGGUGGGUUUUUAUGUCAGGCGCAGCAUUCAUCUAAGAACGAAAUUCAAAUGUUUAAUACACGUUUUUCAUGCAAGCUAACUCAUAGUAACAUAAAUAAUAUAAAGCAUAUUAUCCAGGCUAUUCCUCUUUUUCUUCCUAUAAUAACAAUAGCUAUUAGCUGUUUUUAAUAAUAAUAAUAACUAUUAUUAUUAUUAUUAUCGCCAUGAAUGCUGGCUCUGUUUUUUUCUGACUAUGUCUUUGCACAUUUCAAAAAUACUCAUGACUGUUCAGUGGACUAUUCUGUUUAGACAGCUAUAUAAAAGGAUACUCAGUAAAAUCAUGUUCCAUAUUGUAACACUACAAAUGAAUUGCUUUUGGGGCAGCUGUUUUGGGAAGGGCACCAUCUUAAGAACCUAAUCAAAAUUAAAUGACACUUUAAUCAUUGUGAAUUAUAUUAUAUUUAUGUAUUUUAAGUAAAACUACAAUUGCUCCCAGUUUUAUUUCAGUUCGUUUUAUUCAGUAAAAUAGGUUUUUAAGUAGAGCAUUUGUCUGUUAUAUUAUUCAAAGGGCCGUGGCGCCCCCUACUGUAAGGAAUUUGCUCCUGCUUCUUUGUGCACAAAUCCAUGCUGAUGAUCUACAGAGAACUUUGUUUAUAUUCUAAAUUAAUCAAACAUCUGGUCACACUGCAAUGUGCUAACAUAAAGUGAUGGUAUUUUUGUUCUGUUCAUUUAAUUUAAAUGAACCCUUGAAUGACAGCCUCAUUGUAACUGGCUUUCCUUUUUGUAAAUACAGCCAAGACAUAAUAAAUAUGACUGAUUAUUUUA